AUGGCGACCGCUCUGGUGGCGUCAGCUUCAGUUCCUGCAAACCCUGAAAAGGAAAAAUGCGAAACAACCAUUCAAAAGGUCGUAAGCCCUGAAGCAUACAUCAAGCAUCCACUGCAAAACAAAUGGGCUCUUUGGUUUUUCAAGAACGACAAAAGUAAAACAUGGCAAGCCAACCUUCGUCUCAUCUCUAAAUUUGACACAGUGGAAGACUUCUGGGCAUUAUACAAUCACAUCCAGUUAUCAAGUAAUUUGAUGUCCGGCUGUGACUACUCACUGUUUAAGGAUGGGAUUGAACCCAUGUGGGAGGAUGAGCGGAACCGACGAGGCGGCCGAUGGCUGAUAACUCUGUCCAAGCAGCAGCGGAAAGCAGACCUGGAUCGGUUCUGGUUGGAGACGCUCUUGUGUCUCGUGGGUGAAGCUUUUGACGACCACAGUGAUGACGUGUGUGGCGCCGUCAUUAAUAUCCGAGCCAAAGGAGAUAAAAUAGCGAUAUGGACCACAAACUAUGAAAACAAAGAUGCCAUCACACACAUUGGACGUGUGUAUAAAGAGAGAUUAGGCGUUCCGCCAAAGGUGAUCAUCGGAUACCAGUCACAUGCAGACACGGCCACGAAGAGCGGCUCCACAACCAAGAACAAGUUUGUAGCCUGAGGACUCAUUACCCAGGAUCAUCA
Molecule: messenger RNA, 674 nt
Organism: Scomber japonicus (chub mackerel)
Lineage: Eukaryota; Metazoa; Chordata; Actinopteri; Scombriformes; Scombridae
Gene: eif4ea
Product: eukaryotic translation initiation factor 4ea
Exons: 7
Coding region: 1-651 (216 amino acids)
Biological process (GO): translational initiation
Cellular component (GO): eukaryotic translation initiation factor 4F complex; cytoplasm
Molecular function (GO): translation initiation factor activity; RNA 7-methylguanosine cap binding
Source: RefSeq, a predicted model, not a curated record